AUGACUAUCUGCCUGCUAAUGGCCCGCAACUUCGUCAAUCUCUUCCGCAUAAAUGGGAUGACAUCUGACAAGUGCAAGUUCUGUGACAGACCAGUGGUGGAUGCAUUGUUUGUUGUUAUAUCAGUCAAUGAAGGCUUGAAAUUUCAGUCCAGGGCCAAAGAUAUAAGAGCCCCGGCAUCAAAAAACAUAUGUGGAUGUCCUAACAGUCAUUCACUGAAGAUAAGCACAAGGGAUAAAAUGGCAAUGAUAACGGGACAUUUCGGGCCAUUCGAUGAUUCAGUUGAGCAAUGGGGCGAUUAUACAGAGCGAUUUGAGUUUUUUGUGAAUGCCAACGCCAUUGACGAUGACUUGAAAGUGUCGACAUUUCUUAGCGUUAUCGGGGCAAAGACAUGUAGUCUACUGAGAAGUUUGGUACGGCCAGGAAAACCCGGUGACAAGUCAUUUGAUGAUAUUGCAAAGAUUCUGGACUCACAUUUUUCGCCUAAGCCGUUAUUAAUAGCUGAAAGAUUUAGAUUUCACAAACGGAACCAGGAAGAAGGCGAGUCUGUUGCUCAAUAUGUAGCGGUACUCAAGAAACUUACAGAAUAUUGUGAAUUUGGUGCUAAUUUGGAUGACGCCUUAAGGGACAGGCUAGUGUGCGGAUUGAGAAGUGAGGGCCUUCAGAAGCGGUUACUCACUGAGGCCAACCUCACAUUGCAGAAAGCGAUUGAGAUAGCCGUGUCUAUGGAGCUGGCUGCUAAAGAAGCACAGCAGUUAGGGGCAGCUGCUAGAGUACACAGAGUGCAAGCAGACUCAAACAAACAAACAGGGGGCACCAAACAGUGUUACAGAUGUGGAAAGAUGGAUCACCAUCCAGCGAAUUGCUGGGCAAAAGAACUCAUAUACCGUAGCUGUGAUUAUCCAGCUCUGAUGGGCAGAUCGUGGCUAGAAAAAGUACAGUUGGAUUGGACCAAAGUGAAUGCUGUGUCUGUUGAACAGUCCGAGUUGAAUUUGGUCCUGAGAAAGCACCAAGCUGUAUUCCAAGAGGAACUGGGGAGUAUAACAGGGAUUAAAGUGACACUCCGGGUGCAACAAAAUUGUCAGCCAAGAUUUUUAAAGGCAAGGAGUGUUCCUUACGCUUUAAGACCUAAGGUGGAGGCGGACAUUGACCGGCUUGUCAAACUAGGAGUCCUAGACCCUGUUUCUCAUUCUGAGUGGGCCACACCUGUGGUUCCGGUGGUCAAGUCUGAUGGAUCUGUACGAUUAUGUGGGGACUUUAAGGUAACAGUUAACCCUGUACUCAUAGCUGAGCAAUACCCCUUUCCUGUGAUUGAAGAUAUUUUUGCUGGAUUAGCUGGGGGAAACAAAUUUAGUAAAAUAGACCUCAGCCAAGCAUACUUGCAAAUGCAUGUAGAUGAGGACUCACAAAAGUACCUCACCAUAACAACACAUAAAGGGCUGUACCGUUAUUGUCGUUUACCCUUUGGAAUUACUUCAGCACCAGCGUUAUUUCAGCGUGCCAUGGAUCAGAUCCUUAGUGAAUUACCAGGGGUACAGUGUUACCUGGAUGACAUCCUGGUCACAGGGCGAGAUGACAAGGAGCACAUGGCCAAUCUGGAUAAAACCUUAAGCAGGCUAGAAAAGUAUGGGCUGCGUGUAAACAAGGAGAAAUGUGACUUUUUCAAAAUGUCUGUGGAGUACCUAGGACAUGUUAUUGAUUCUGAGGGGUUGCACACAGCUCCUUCAAAAGUGAAGGCAAUAGUAGAUGCCCCUGCUCCAAGCAAUGUCAGCCAACUGAGAUCAUUCUUGGGUCUCGUGAACUAUUAUGGGCGUUUCAUUCCACAGCUAGCAACGUUGUUGAAACCACUCCAUGAGUUGCUGUGUGAGAGUAGACCCUGGAAAUGGUCACAGGAGUGUGAAACGACAUUUAGCAAAACCAAGGCCGCGCUGGCUGAUAAAAGAGUUUUAACACAUUUUGACCCAUCCUUACCAAUUCAGUUAGCUUGCGAUGCAUCCCCUUACGGUGUUGGGGCUGUGGUGUCGCAUAUUAUGUCAACAGGUGAGGAGCGACCAAUUGCAUUUGCGUCAAGAACAUUGAGUAAAACUGAAACAAAAUAUCCUCAAAUUGAAAAAGAGGCUUUAAGCAUCAUUUUUGGAAUAAAAAAAUUCCACACUUACCUCUUUGGUCGAAAAUUUACCCUGCUAACAGACCACAGACCUCUCACGUCUAUUUUUGGCUCACACACUGGUGUACCAUCUAUGGCAGCAAGCAGACUGCAGCGCUGGGCAUUGCUUCUUGGGGCUCACAAUUAUGAGAUCAAAUACAGGCGUUCGGAGGCACAUGGAAAUGCAGAUGGUUUGUCAAGACUUCCCCUACCUGACCAACCCAGAGAACAAGGGCAAAAGAUUUUUUACUUUAAGAUGGUGGAAAAUGCACCUAUCACUGCCCACCAGAUUAAGCAAGAAACCAAGGGUGAUUAUACACUGUCAAAACUACUCACCUGCAUUCUUAAAGGGCAGGACCUUAGCACCCUUAAUGCACUGCCUGAUGUUCAGCCUUACCUUUCACGGGGAAAGGAGCUAUCUGUGACAGCAGGAUGCCUCAUGUGGGGCAUGCGAGUAAUUAUACCACAAAGGUUGAGGAAACCCAUUCUGGAUGAGUUACAUCUUGGACACUGUGGUAUAGUCCGAAUGAAAGAGCUAGCCCGGAGUUAUUUUUGGUGGCCUGGACUGGAUCGUGAUAUUGAGGAAAAGGCAAAUUCAUGUUCAUCAUGUCAAGGCCUCAGAAAUAUGCCAAGUCCAGCACCAUUGCAUCCAUGGGAAUGGCCUGCUAGUCCUUGGCAACGCGUUCAUUUAGAUUUUGCAGGACCUGUAGAGGGUGUUAUGGUUCUGGUCGCAGUGGAUGCACAUUCUAAGUGGCCUGAGAUCACUGUCAUGCCCGACAUCACAUCAGAAAAGACAAUCCAAACCUUAAGAGAGAUGUUUGCACGUUUUGGACUGCCAGAGCAGAUCGUGACGGAUAAUGGGCCUUCUUUUGUAUCCCAAGAAAUGGAAGAAUUCCUAAAAGGUAAUGGUAUUAAACAUCUCCUAUCCAGCCCUUAUCAUCCUUCAACUAAUGGCCUGGCUGAAAGAAUGGUGCAAACCCUUAAACAUGCUCUUAAAGCAUCCAAAAGUGAAGCACCUUUCAAACAACGUCUUUAUACCUUUCUUCUUAAAUAUCGUAACACACCCCAUGCAACAACAGGUAUGUCACCAGCUGAUCUGUUCCUAAAAAGGCAGCUGAGAACACGUCUUGAUUUGUUGAGACCAGCUACCACUCAAAUGAGAGUUUAUGAUAAGCAGCACGAUCAAGUAAAACAACGUGCCAAGCGGGCUAAAGAUCGUGAGUUUUUCAGUGGAGAUGCUGUCCUUGCUCGUAACUAUUCCACCACUGAGAAAUGGGUACCAGCAACCAUUCUUCAAAAGACUGGACCUGUCUCUUAUAAGGUAUGCACACGAGACCACCAGACAUGGAGACGACAUGUUGAACAGCUGUUACCCUCUAUACCUGUUGAAGAAGCCGGUAGCACAGAAACGUCUGAGGAACCUAGUUUUAGUGAGUUGAUCCAAAGCCAGCCAGGAAUACCACCUGACUCUCCUGUUUCAAUUCCUGCCGAUGCUGUCGUGCCAAGGUUACCUGAGGUUGCCUUAGGGGAUGAACAUACCUCAGCUGUACGACGUAACCCUCUCAGAAGCAGGAAGCCUCCUGACCGUCUUAACUUAUGA
Messenger RNA from Erpetoichthys calabaricus (reedfish), 3744 nucleotides. RefSeq lists its product as uncharacterized. The transcript has 4 exons. Lineage: Eukaryota; Metazoa; Chordata; Cladistia; Polypteriformes; Polypteridae. The coding region runs from base 1 to 3744 and encodes 1247 amino acids. Gene Ontology annotation, biological process: DNA integration. The record is from RefSeq and is a predicted model, not a curated record. Gene Ontology annotation, molecular function: nucleic acid binding; zinc ion binding.